Molecule: messenger RNA, 1782 nt
Organism: Penicillium odoratum
Lineage: Eukaryota; Fungi; Ascomycota; Eurotiomycetes; Eurotiales; Aspergillaceae
Product: CocE/NonD family hydrolase
Exons: 3
Coding region: 1-1782 (593 amino acids)
Molecular function (GO): dipeptidyl-peptidase activity
Source: RefSeq, a predicted model, not a curated record
AUGCCGAAUACCAUCAAAGACAUUACCCGCGUGGACGCGACGUCGUUCCCCUAUAUUUUCGAAGAGAACGUUACUAUUCCUCUUGCGAAUGAUGGGGGUCUUAUUCGCUGUAAUGUCUAUCGCCCCAAAGGUGUUGCCAAUGCACCUGUUUUGGUGACCUAUGGUCCCUAUGGCAAGGAUCUUCAUUACAAAGACUUCGCCAUCAACUCAUACAACGAAGUGAACCCUGAGCAUCAUUCAGAGCACUCUGCAUGGGAGACACCCGAUCCAGGAUUUUGGACUAAGCACGGCUAUGCCGUUGUUCGCGCUGACGAGCGAGGCUUAGGCCAAUCUCCUGGUGUUUUAGAUACUAUGUCUCGCGGAACAAGCGAGGCCUUCGUGGAUGUCGUUGAAUGGGCCGCAGAGCAAUCUUGGUCUAACGGAAAGGUUGGCCUCCUCGGAAUUAGCUACUACGCUGGCAGUCAGUGGCGUGUCGCUGCGCGCCAACCCAAGGGAUUGGCGUGUAUCAUUCCAUGGGAAGGCAUGUCUGAUUACUACCGUGACCGAUGCCGCCACGGUGGUAUUCUGUCAAACGCCUUUAUCAAGUUCUGGUGGGAUCGUCAGGUUGUCUCAAACCAAUACGGACUCCCCGGACGCGCUGCCCGUAACUGGGGUCCUGAUACCAUUGAGGGCAACCUUUCGGAAGAAGAGCUGGUUGCGAACCGGAACGACCAAAAUAUUGACAACCUGAAAAACCGAUUCCGCGACGAUGCUUAUUAUGCUUCAAAAGAGUAUAAUAUGGAAGAUAUCAAGGUCCCGCUUCUUAGUGUGGCCAACUGGGGUGGUAUCUUGCUGCAUCUACGCGGCAACGUCAUGGGCUAUCUGAAUGCCGGAUCGGACUUGAAAUAUCUUCGUUUCAUCACCGGCCGCCACGAUUUGCCUUUCUACUAUAAGGAAGAAGUCGAAAUCCAGAAGAGCUUCCUUGAUGCGUUCCUGAAAGGAGAGGAUAGUGCUGGCUGGAGUACUGGUGAAGCACCUAGGGUCGAUGUUUUGCUGAGAAAGGGCAAUGUCGGCUUUAAUAACGCGGAGGCAGAGAAUACAUUCUUACGCCGGGUUGAAAAUGAGUGGCCCAUCGCACGGACUCAGUAUACUAAGUUCUAUUUGACUCCGUCUCUUCAGCUACUGAGCGAGAGCCCGGAGCCGGAAUCAAAGCUGGCGAGACUUGACUAUCGUGCUCUGGGAACCCUCGAUAAACCCUCCUUCCUUCAAUUCUCGACCCCGGCCUUCGAGGAGGAGACUGAGAUCACAGGUCACAUCACUGCUCGCUUAAAUGUCUCUGUUACUCCAGACAAGGGAGGCCCAUUGCCCUCUGAUAUUGACCUCUUCUUGACUCUCCGCUACAUCUCUCCAUCGGGAGAGGAAGUUUUCUACACGGGAACCGCUGGUGAUCCUGUGCCUCUGACAAAGGGUUGGCUCCGUGUCAGUAUGCGGAAGGUCAACGAGAAGAACUUGCGACACAAUGAGCACAUGCCCUACAGAGACUACUUUUCGACCGACGUUUUGCCUGUCAUGCCUGGUGAGGUUUAUCCUGUGGAUAUGGAGAUUUGGCCCACCAACAUCGUGGUUGAGAAGGGUGGUAAACUCAUCCUGGAGGUAGCCUCUGGUGACACCCAAGGCUCGGGUAUCUUCCAGCACAACGACCCAAUCGAUCGUUCCACCGAGAAAUUACAGGGAACUAACCAUAUUCACUUCGGAUCGUCCUAUGAGAACUUUGUUACCUUGCCGAUCAUUCCAAACGCGUAA